Molecule: messenger RNA, 4306 nt
Organism: Gopherus flavomarginatus (Mexican gopher tortoise)
Lineage: Eukaryota; Metazoa; Chordata; Testudines; Testudinidae
Gene: CLEC16A
Product: C-type lectin domain containing 16A
Exons: 24
Coding region: 127-3381 (1084 amino acids)
Biological process (GO): regulation of autophagosome maturation; endosomal transport; endosome to lysosome transport
Cellular component (GO): endolysosome membrane; late endosome
Source: RefSeq, a predicted model, not a curated record
GACGGCUGGGCCGGCUGGCCAGCCGGGUUUGUAAGUGUCAGAGGUCGCUGUGCUGCCUCACAGCCGGGCGCUCGGGGAGAUGGACGGCUAGAGCCCUCGGCCCUCCGCCUCCUCUUCGCCGCCAGCAUGUUCGGCCGCUCCCGCAGCUGGGUGGGCGGUGGGCACGGUAAGGCCGCCCGCAGCAUCCACUCCUUGGACCAUCUCAAGUAUAUGUAUCAUGUUUUGACCAAAAAUACCACAGUAACGGAUCACAACCGCAAUCUGUUAGUGGAGACUAUUCGUUCUAUAACUGAGAUCCUUAUAUGGGGAGAUCAGAAUGACAGCUCCGUGUUUGACUUUUUCUUAGAGAAGAACAUGUUUGUUUUCUUCUUGAACAUCCUACGUCAGAAAUCUGGUCGUUAUGUAUGUGUACAGCUGCUACAGACCUUGAACAUCCUCUUUGAAAAUAUUAGUCACGAGACAUCACUCUAUUAUUUGCUCUCUAAUAACUAUGUAAAUUCUAUCAUUGUCCACAAAUUUGACUUUUCUGAUGAGGAGAUCAUGGCAUAUUAUAUCUCAUUUCUGAAAACACUUUCCCUGAAACUCAACAAUCACACUGUACACUUUUUUUACAAUGAGCACACUAAUGAUUUUGCCUUGUAUACGGAGGCCAUUAAAUUUUUUAACCACCCAGAGAGCAUGGUCAGAAUUGCUGUCAGGACUAUAACUUUAAAUGUCUACAAAGUGGACAACCAGCCUAUGUUGCACUACAUUCGAGAUAAAACUGCUGUCCCCUACUUCUCCAACCUUGUUUGGUUUAUUGGGAGCCAUGUGAUAGAACUGGAUAACUGUGUGCAGACUGAUGAAGAGCACAGAAAUAGAGGCAAACUGAGUGAUUUGGUAGCAGAACAUCUGGAUCAUUUACAUUAUCUUAAUGAUAUCCUUAUCAUUAAUUGUGAAUUCUUAAAUGAUGUGCUCACAGACCACCUACUUAAUAGGCUGUUUCUGCCUCUCUAUGUGUAUUCAUUAGUAAAUCAAGAUAAGGGUGGGGAGCGUCCAAAAAUAAGUCUGCAAGUUUCUCUCUAUCUUCUCUCACAAGUUUUCCUGAUUAUACAUUAUGCACCUCUGGUGAACUCACUGGCUGAGGUUAUUCUUAAUGGGGACCUUUCAGUAUUCUCCUCAAAAGUUGAGCAAGAUAUCCAGCGAAGUUCAGCAAAAUCAAGCAUCAGAUGCUUCAUAAAACCUACGGAGACACUGGAGAGAUCUCUUGAAAUUAACAAGCAUAAGGGAAAGAAGAGGUUGCAAAAAAGACCCAACUAUAAAAAUGUUGGUGAAGAGGAGGAAGAAGAGAGAGGACUUGAGAAUACCCAAGAAGAUCCAGAUAAGGCUAAAGGUACAGAGGGUAGUUCAAAAGGCAUCAAGGCAAGUGGGGAAAAUGAAGAAAUAGAGAUGGUAAUCAUGGAGCGGUGUAAGAUGUCAGAACUAUCUAUCUCAGCGGUGACAGAGCAGAAUACAACUGAUGAAGAAAAGAGUGCUGCUGCCUCUGGGAGUGAAAUGACAAACUGGAGCAGGCCUUUUCUCGAUAUGGUAUAUAAUGCACAGGACUGUGCUGAAGAUGAUUACUAUGCUCUCUUUGUACUUUGUCUUCUGUAUGCAAUGUCUCAAAAUAAAGGAAUUGACCCAGUCAAGCUGGAGAGAAUUCAUCUUCCAGCCCAGCAUGCUGAGGAGAAAAGCUCAUACAACCAUGUGCUUGCAGAGAGGCUCAUCAGGAUAAUGAAUUAUGCUGCUCAACCAGAUGGAAAAGUUCGUCUGGCAACACUGGAACUGGGCUGUCUAUUACUAAAGCAGCUGGUAUUAUCUAAAAGUGGCAGUAUUAUAAAAGAUGUUCACCUUGCUUGCCUUGAGGGUGCAAGAGAAGAGAGUGUUCAUCUUCUGCGGCGCUUCUAUAAGGGAGAAGAGAUUUUUCUGGAUAUGUUUGAAGAUGAAUACAGGAGUAUGACAAGUAAGCCCAUGAAUGUGGAGUACUUGAUGAUGGAUGCCUCCAUUCUGCUCCCACCAACGGGGACACCACUAACUGGUAUUGAUUUUGUGAAGAGACUGCCAUGUGGAGAUGUGGAAAGAACACGAAGAGCAAUCAGAGUUUUCUUCAUGCUCCGUUCACUGUCAUUGCAUUUGCGAGACGAGCCAGAAACUCAGUUGCCAUUGACAAGGGAGGAGGAUCUAAUAAAAACAGAUGAUGUUCUUGACUUGAAUAACAGCGAUUUAAUUGCUUGUACAGUGAUUACAAAAGAUGGAGGUCAGGUCCAGAGAUUUCUGGCUGUGGAUAUUUACCAGAUGAGUUUAGUUGAGCCAGAUGUUGCCAGACUGGGCUGGGGAGUUGUUAAAUUUGCAGGCCUUUUGCAGGAUAUGCAGGUAACUGGAGUAGAAGAUGACAGCAGAGCUCUGAAUAUAAUAAUUCACAAACCUGCAUCUAGUCCGCAUUCUAAGCCCUUCCCCAUUCUUCAAGCCACGUUUAUUUUUUCUGAUCACAUUCGCUGUAUCAUUGCGAAGCAGCGUUUGGCAAAGGGCCGUAUCCAAGCUCGACGUAUGAAAAUGCAGAGAAUUGCGGCUCUCCUGGAUCUUCCCGUCCAGCCUUCAACUGAAGUGAUGGGUUUUGGACACAGCUCUGCAGCACAGCACCUGCCAUUUAGAUUUUACGACCAGUCACGGCGUGGCAGCUGUGACCCUGCUGUACAGCGAUCUGUUUUUGCAUCUGUUGACAAAGUCCCAGGUUUUGCAGUAGCCCAGUGUAUAAACCAGCCCAAUCCAUCACCGCUUUCAUCGCCGUCUCCUUCUUCCAGUGGCAGUGGGAGUACUGGACACUGUGAUUCAGUUACUGCCAGCUCCACUUCCACUCCUUCUGCAGCAAACAGUCCGUCAGGUCUGGCAGGAAAGGACGACGGCGGGUGUUUAGUCUGUCGGAGGCUGACAGUCACGGUGGACACUGGGUUUAGGUCUUCAAGCAGCAGCUGCAACCGCAACUCGUGCAAAAGCAAUGCAGUAGAUGACUCUUCAGCUCCUGAACAACCUCCCAUGAUCUUUUCCAGUCAGAUGAUGUUGGUGGAUGAAACCUCUUCAGCUGCCUCAAAAUCUGGCAAGAACCCUGUAAAGAACCCUGAAGUGGAAACAGCUAACCUAUGCCCUAGCCUGAUUCCUGCACAACAGCCUACGAUAUCUCUAAUCUCCGAUGACAAUGCAGAUGCACUGAGCGUAGAGUCACUCACACUGGUCCCACCGAUUGAUCCACACAGCAUUCAUACUUUCAGCUGCAUUCCUCAGUCUUCCUUGCCGUCUGAAGUUUGCGGAGUGACAGAGGGAGAGGGUUCUGAUCAAAGUCAACAAGCAGACUAUGAUGAACAGUGAAGAAAAUGCAACUAACUGCUCUGUAUUUUCUUUUAAGUGAGGUGAUGGGGGCAUUAAUAAAGCCACAAAGGCCAGUUGGCUCACGGGAAAGAGGCCAAUUACUCAGUAACUCAAUGUAUGGGCACUCUUUAAAAUCAACAUUAUACAUUCAGCAUUUUUGAAGGAAAUCUCUAUUGUAAUAUGGGAAAAUGAAGAAGCUUUGUUGGGCUGCCGGGGCUUCAUAAUGUUUUACUUUUCCAAAUACAGAGAGACAGCAUUUGCCAGGAAAAGGAAAUAUUUUAGGAUAUUAUAGUACAGAGAUGCUGUUUCCAUUUGAAACAGUUUUUUUUUCCUCUUCUGUUGGUCUCAUUCAGCUUUUAGAGGUAUGGCAUAAAGACUGACUUGGCCACUUUCAGUAUUGUAUUUGUAGGAUUGUAAGCUUUAAUAUUGUAUCCUCUGUGUAAUAUUUAUUUCAGUGUUUGGCUCAAGGCAACAUAAAUAUCAAGGAAAGAAUUUUUUUAUUAAAAUGAAACAAAUCCCUGAUAUAACAAUCAAAGGCUUAUUCAGGUUAAUAUAAGAUGAGUUUUUGAGAGGCAUGUUAUAUAGUUUUUUGCAUAACCAAUACAGAGGAAUGUGAAGUAAUUUAAAAUCCUGAUCUACUUUUUCUUAAGUGAUUGUUUUAGUCUGUCAGUUCACUUCUGACAGAGGUAAAUUGCGCCAUCUGAGGGAUGGCAAAAUCCCUUCUGCAGAAGGACACUCUCUCUUCUUUAGAAACAGCCACAAGAGCUUGUGCUACAUACAAGUUUUCAUCUCCAAUGUAUCCAGGAAGGCACCUUACCCAGCUGAUGGUAUCUCACUUUAGAAGGAUGAAACUCAAAAGGGAAUUUUUCUAUCUGGAACCAGCUAACCCUGACGUUAACCAGAUUAAACUUCUCAGUGAAUGUCA